Molecule: messenger RNA, 913 nt
Organism: Rosa rugosa (rugosa rose)
Lineage: Eukaryota; Viridiplantae; Streptophyta; Magnoliopsida; Rosales; Rosaceae
Exons: 1
Coding region: 121-747 (208 amino acids)
Source: RefSeq, a predicted model, not a curated record
UUAGAACUCGUACUCAACAACUCUCUCUAAUCAUCUCUCUCUCUCUCUCUCUCUCUCUCUCUCUCCCUCCAGAGGAAAGGAAGGAAGAAAGAAAAAACCAAAAGCCUCAUCAACUUGAAAAUGGAACAAAAUAAUCUACCCGUUAUAGCCAAGAAACUAUGGAGCAUAGUACGUGUGGCUUUCUUCAUGCUAAGAAAAGGCAUCUCAAAGCGAAAGCUCCUGCUAGACCUCAACAUGAUGAUGAAGCGCGGCAAGCUCGCCAGCAAAGCCCUGAGCAACCUCAUGUUCCACCACCAUCACCACGGCUCCUCCGCCGCUUCUUCAGCCGCCGCCGCCGCCCAGCGCGAGUAUGAGUUCAGCUGCAGCAACACCCCCAACUACCGCUUCCAUCUCAUGAGUGGCAAGCGCCGCGGUCACCACAGCAACCACAGCCACUUCUUUGCGUGCGCCCACGCGCCUGCCACUCAAGAAGAUGAUGUGGCGGCGGUCAAUGCCGUUAAGGCUGUGCUGGAGAUUCUGAAUAAUCAUGAGGUGGUGACAGCGGUGGAGGCGUCCCCGAUGCCGACUCCAUUUCAGACGCCUUCACUUCCAGGGUUCGGGCGAAGCCCCAUGGUCCGCCAGCUGAGGAUAACGGACUCACCGUUUCCGUUGAGGGAGGCCGACGAGGACAGCCACGUGGACAAAGCGGCGGAGGAGUUUAUUGAGAGGUUUUACAAGAAUUUGAGACAGCAGAAGCAAAAUGCAUGAGUGAGAGAGAUUGAGUUUGGAGUAUUACCAUGAUGCUUAAUUUGGCUAUUUGAGUCUUAUUGUUGUUGGGAGUGUUGAUAAUUACAAUAAAAGAGAGAAUUAGCUAGCUUCAACCUGAAGUUCCUGAACUACUUUUUGUUCUUAAUAUCGAGUCUUUAUUUGAUUU